Thlaspi arvense is the source of this 1867-nucleotide messenger RNA. NCBI's taxonomy places the organism in Eukaryota, Viridiplantae, Streptophyta, Magnoliopsida, Brassicales, Brassicaceae. The record is from the annotation of a GenBank genome assembly.
CGACCACUCACACCAACAACUUGGCCAGUGCGAGAAUCAUUUUUUUUAAUUGAUUAUUCGUAGAGAUGCUUAAAUCAGCUUGUGUGAAAGUUGUUGUCAUGUUCAGGCAAAAGUAAAAAAGAUGAGUUCCAUUGAUGAAGAAAGAUCACUCCUUGAAGUUGAAGAAUCUAUUUUACAGGAAGAAGUGAAGUUGUAUGCUGAAGAUGGUUCAGUGGAUAUUAAUGGAAACCCACCAUUGAAGCAGAACACAGGAAACUGGAAAGCUUGCCCAUUCAUUUUUGUUCCAAGUCUGAAGCCAACGGAUUGUAAAGGCUCCAUUUGUCCACCAGCAACAAUGGCUCAGCAAGCGGUUUUGUUUUCAGGGCUUUACCUAAUCGCUCUUGGAACCGGAGGAAUCAAACCAUGUGUCUCAUCCUUUGGCGCUGAUCAGUUUGAUCAGACUGAUCCAAAGGAACGUGUCAGAAAAUCAUCUUUCUUUAACUGGUUCUACUUCUCAAUCAACGUUGGUGCAUUUGUCUCAUCUACUUUGCUAGUGUGGAUUCAAGAGAAUUGUGGUUGGGAACUUGGAUUCUUGAUACCAACAGUGUUCAUGGGACUUGCUACUGCGAGUUUCUUCUUUGGCACUCCUCUCUACAGGUUUCAGAAACCUGGAGGCAGCCCUAUAACUCGAUCUUUCCAAGUUCUUGUAGCCUCAUACCGUAAAUGGAACCUCAAUGUCCAUGAAGAAGAAGACCACACACCUCUGUUCGAAAUAACGGAUGUAAAGCGGAAGAUUGAACACACGGACGGUUACAAGAAAAUCUUCUGCCCUCUAGUUUCUCUAUUUGACAAUUUGAUCAUUAUACUGUUUCUUGACAAAGCAGCGAUUAUCUCAGAAGGAGACACAAAAUCCGAUCCGUGGAAGCUUUGUACCGUGACUCAAGUCGAAGAAGUCAAGAUUCUGUUACGUUUGUUCCCCAUUUGGGCCUCAGGGAUCGUUUUCUCAGUCCUUCAUUCACAGAUAUACACUUUGUUUGUUCAACAAGGAAGGUCCAUGAGACGAACCAUCGGUUCCUUCGAGAUCCCUCCAGCUACUCUUGGGAUGUUCGACACUGCGAGUGUCCUCAUAUCAGUUCCAGUCUACGAUAGACUCAUCGUUCCCUUCGUGAGGAGAUUCACAGGUUUAGCUAAAGGAUUCACUGAUCUACAACGUAUGGGGAUUGGACUUUUCGUCUCUGUCUUGAGCUUGGCGGUUGCAGCUAUCGUUGAGACGGUUCGGUUACGGUUGGCACGAGAUAUUGAACUGGUGGAAAGUGGAGACACUGUUCCGUUGAGUAUCUUCUGGCAAAUCCCUCAGUAUUUUCUUAUGGGCACAGCUGGAGUUUUCUUCUUCGUUGGUCGGAUUCAGUUUUUCUAUGAGCAGUCUCCGGAUUCGAUGAGAAGUAUGUGUAGUGCUUGGGCUCUUCUCACUACCACACUCGGAAACUACUUGAGCUCGAUGAUUGUUACGCUUGUUGCGUGUUUGAGCGGGAAAGAUGAUGGUUGGAUUCCUUCAGACAACCUUAACAUAGGCCAUCUUGACUACUUCUUCUGGCUUUUGGUCUGUCUUGGUUGUGUCAACAUUCCAGUUUUUGUCUUCUUCUCUGUUAGAUACACACAGAAGAAGGUUUCCUAAGGUUGUAAUCCACCCGAUCGAUGUCUGUAACUUCUUUUGGCAUUUGUCCGAUUUAUAAAGCCACCACCAUGGAGGAUCUUGUUCGUACUAGUAUCAAGAAUAUUUAUUAAAUAAGAAACAUUGUGGGCUUUAUUGUAAGACUUUGAAAGUUAAGGGAAGUGAAUUAGUUUUACUCUAAAACUUUUAAACUGUUAUCUAAUUAUUUGUUUUAUA